This is a messenger RNA of Corylus avellana, 1455 nucleotides long. RefSeq names its product nucleosome assembly protein 1;3 (gene NAP1;3). NCBI's taxonomy places the organism in Eukaryota, Viridiplantae, Streptophyta, Magnoliopsida, Fagales, Betulaceae. Gene Ontology annotation, cellular component: nucleus. The record is from RefSeq and is a predicted model, not a curated record. Gene Ontology annotation, biological process: nucleosome assembly.
AAAGAGAGCAGGUUUUAAAAAGAGAGGCUAGGGUUUUAGCUUUCCAUUGCUUCCAUCUCUUCUUCGACCCUCGCAGCUCUAAUAGCCAAACAAUGAGCAACGAAAAGGACAACUUCAACAUGUCCGAUCUCAAUGCCGCUCUCAACGAGGAGGAUCGAGCGGGCCUCGUUAAUGCUCUCAAGAAUAAGAUUCAGUCUCUGGCUGGGCAGCACUCCGAUUUGCUAGAGAGUCUAUCUCCGAAAGUCAGGAGGCGUGUCGAGGUUCUCAAAGAGAUCCAGAGCCACCAUGAUGAAUUGGAGGCAAAAUUUUUUGAGGAGAGAGCUGCUCUUGAAGCCAAAUAUCAAAAGUUGUAUCAACCACUAUACACCAAGCGAUAUGAGAUUGUAAAUGCUGUUGUUGAAGCUGAAGGAGUUACAGAUGAUGCUGCAAAGGAAGGAGAGGAUAAAGCUGAUGAAGAGAAAGGAGUUCCUGAUUUCUGGCUCACUGCAAUGAAAAAUAAUGAAGUGCUAGCUGAGGAGAUAACUGAGCGUGAUGAAGGAGCUCUGAAAUAUCUCAAAGAUAUUAAGUGGUCUAGGAUAGACAAUCCGAAGGGGUUCAAGCUUGAGUUUUUCUUUGACACCAAUCCAUAUUUCAAGAACUCUGUGUUGACAAAGACAUAUCACAUGAUUGAUGAAGAUGAACCUAUUUUAGAGAAAGCGAUUGGGACGGAAAUUGAAUGGCAUGCAGGAAAAUGCUUGACACAGAAGCUCCUUAAGAAGAAGCCUAAGAAGGGAUCAAAGAAUGCCAAGCCAAUUACUAAAACUGAAAGUUGUGAGAGUUUCUUCAACUUUUUCAGUCCACCUCAAGUCCCUGAGGAUGAUGAAGAUAUUGAAGAAGAUGCUGCUGAGGAGCUGCAAAAUCAAAUGGAACAAGAUUAUGACAUUGGGUCAACUAUUCGAGACAAGAUCAUCCCCCAUGCUGUGUCAUGGUUUACGGGGGAGGCUAUUCAGGAAGAUGAGUUUGGAGACAUAGAGGAUGAUGAUGAAGAUGAUGAUGUUGAAGAGGAUGAUGAUGAUGAAGAGGAUGAGGAAGAUGAAGAAGAUGAUGAUGACGACGAUGAAGAUGAAGAUGAAAGCAAGACCAAAAAGAAGUCAUCAGCUGGACACAAGAAGAGUGGAAGAACACAAGCGGCAGAUGGUCAGCAGGGCGAGCGCCCUCCAGAAUGCAAGCAACAGUAGACUAGAAGAGUUUGUUGUAGCAAAUGUUAAAUGCAUGAGAGUUGUGAUGGGGUCACUGCAAUGUUGAUCAAAAAGGGGUUUUCUGGCGAUUUUGGAUGGUUCCUUUUACUCCUAUAUUUUUUUUUCCCUUAUGUCAUAUGAUGAAUGAUUUUUAGCCUUUUUUCUCCUUUUUGUUCAUGUUGGUUUGAAGAGACUGGUUUUUAUAUUAAUGAGAGAUGUGCUAUGAUUUGUUGAUGCA